Molecule: messenger RNA, 5040 nt
Organism: Trichomonas vaginalis G3
Lineage: Eukaryota; Parabasalia; Trichomonadida; Trichomonadidae
Product: Nfx1-type zinc finger-containing protein family
Exons: 1
Coding region: 1-5040 (1679 amino acids)
Biological process (GO): regulatory ncRNA-mediated heterochromatin formation
Cellular component (GO): nuclear RNA-directed RNA polymerase complex
Molecular function (GO): helicase activity
Source: RefSeq, a predicted model, not a curated record
AUGAUCAAAUUUUAUAUAUUUUUUUGGAUCAAAUAUGACGAUAAAGAAAUUCCUGGAAAACUCUAUGAAAACAGAGAAGAACUUGGCAAAUAUGUCGCAUUUAUAGAACAAUCAUCAGGUAAAUACGAAAUUAUCAAGAAAUUAACAGAAAUAUUCUCUAAAGAAUGUGUUUUAAACGAUCCAGCGCUUGACCACAAAGAGAAAUACACCAAUAUAUUCUUUAAAUACGGAAAAUUUAUCAUGGAAAGUUUUCUGAAACAAAUAAUUCAAAAAUUUUUCUUUCACGGAGAUUUAACAAAUUUUAUUUCAUUUCUUCGUUGCAUAUCUAUCGAUGUGCUUCCACAAGCUAAAAUCAUUCUUAAAAUUACAGAUAAGUGCCUCAAAAUUUUAUCAAAUGGUAAGAAUUCUAAAGAAUACAUAGAUUUGGUUGAGACACUUAAAAAAGAUCUUAAUCAGUUCAUAAACACUCAAGAAUCAAUGAAGAAAUCUCUCAGAGAUUUCGAAAUUUUACCUACAGAAGAAGAUCUUAAAAACGAGAACCCAAACAUCACAAAUAUUGCUAGUGAAGGAUUUACAUCUAUCGAGAAGUUCGGAGAUUGCUUCAUUGGUCUUGAGAAACUCAACUUCAGUUUAUCCAUCAAAAGAUCACUGAAAAAACUCUCAGAAGGAAAAUUAGAUUUCCGUGACAUUUUUAUUUACCACAAUGUCCGAACUGUGUCAUUUAAACCUGAAAUUAAGACCUCUAUACAAAACCACGAACUCUUCCUCCAUUUUGAAGUGUUUUGCUGCAGCAACUGGAACUCAGUUCCAAUCAACCUCCACCACACGAAGAGGCUGACGAACCAAAGUUUGCUGUUUCUGUCGUUGGACAAGAAUUUCAACAAAAUUGACGCAAUCUGCUAUUCACAAAUGCCGAGCAAGAUACACAAGAACUCUACUGAUGAGUUUAUUUAUAUGUUCAAGCAUUCUGUUGUUCCUGUUUCUCUUUUAAAAGGAGAAAUUCUCCCUGGAAAAAACUAUUUCAUGGUUGAAUCAAUUAAUUCAUGGAUUCCAUCAGAAAUUAGAAUGAAAUCAAUCAAGAACAUGCAUGAAAAAUGUUAUGGAGAUGUAUUGAAAGCAAUCGCCACAAACAAUAUCAAGAAUAUCAAUAUGUGGCGAGAUAUAGAAUAUUUCAGAUUUAAUCCUCUAAAUAUUCUCAAAAAAGAAUAUCGUGAAAAAAGCGGUUUCUCAGAAAACGAUGAAAUCUACACUCAAAAUUUCAAUGCCUUUGAAAUUUGUAAGAAUUUAGACAUCAAAGGAUUAACAUCAGACCAAAUCAUUGACAGAUAUUUUACUGUUGAUCAUGAACAGAUCAAGCCACUCAUUAAUUUCUUCAGCAGCAAAUUGACUUUUGUAAGUGGAUGUGCAGGAUCAGGAAAGACUUAUCUUGCAGUGAAGAGUGUUUUCCUUUAUGUCUUAUCUCACAGAGAUUCUCCAAUUUUGAUUGUCACUCAGAAGAAACACGCAGCGGAUGAAAUUUCCAAGAGUUUAUUAAAAAUCAUUCCAAAAGAAAAAAUCUUGAGACAUGCUGCAAUCAGCAAUAAAAUUGAUGAUGAUAUCCAAUCUAUUUCAUUCAAAAAUGAAUUACUCUCUGAAUCAAGUUACAAUUCUGCUUACAAAUCAUUGAAAGCAUCACUUAACAACGCUUUAGAAUCAAUCCAAGAGUUCAACAAUAUCAUUCCUAAAGUGUAUGAUCUCGCUCUACUUCUAAAGCAGACAAUUAUUAAUGAAAACAAUGAUUAUGAUUUGAUUUGUCAGAAAUUCCUUGUAAUCAAAAAGUUCAUUGAUUUUUCAAGAUACAGAACUUUCUUCACAGGAAACACUUCAUUUAGAUUCGAAGAUAGAAUAACAGAUGAAGAGUAUGUGAGAUUCUGGUUUGAUGAGAAUUUUUAUAAGCUCAAAAUGGAAGAACUCACAAACAAAGGUUACAAAAUCAAAUUUGAUACAAAUGAUGAGGAAUUCAAUUAUUUUCCAAGGGAAGGAGAAGUUUAUCCUGACUCUCUAAUAACAAAAGAACAUCCGGAAUCAAAUUGCAGAGAUAAGAUUCAAUACACUGAUACAGACAUCCACGAAUUGCGCGACAAUGAUAGUUCCGAUGAUGAAGAUGAAAACAUCGAAAUUCACUUGGAAGAAAACAAUGAAGAACUUUCAAUUGACGAAACAUUUGAUGGUGAAAUCAAAACAAAUUUGAAUUCUGACGAAAGAAUGGUACACCUCAACCUGUUCUUGAAAGGAAUCUUCUAUAACAAGAACUUAAAACCGUUUGAACAAAUGUACUUGUUUGUUAGAUAUGCAUUGUUAAACUUGAUCGAUUGGAGAAAUGAUUACAAAGUGACAAUCGAUACAAGAUCAAAAGAAAUUGAGCAGAAAUUGAUUGAUAUCCUAUCAGACAUCUAUAAGAAACACAAAGUUAUCAUAAUGACAGCAUCAUACGCUUCCAGAUACAAAGAAGCGCUUGAGAAAUCCGACAUUUCUCACAUGAUAAUCGAAGAAGCAGGCGAAUUGACUGAGGCAGCAACAAUAUCAAUCAUUCCAAGAAAAGUAACAAAUUUAAUGAUGAUUGGUGAUUACAAACAGCUGAGACCUGCAGUUGAAUUUGAGCUUGAACAGAAGCAGUGCAAAGCCUAUUCUUUUGAUGUUUCAACAUUCGAGAGAUUAGUUCUGAAAGCACAAGAGAUUAAUUCACCUGAUUUAUUCUUUUUGAACAUCCAGAGAAGAAUGCACCAAGAAAUAUCAUUGCCAAUAAAAGAAAUCCUAUGCAAUGAGAUGAACAAUGACUUAGAAAACAGCUCAUUGGAUGGAUAUAAAAUAGAAAACAGGAUUUCUUUCUUUUGCCAUGAUUUCAAUGAUAAAAGUGCUCGAGAAACAAGAUCCAAAACAAAUGACGGUGAAGCGAUUUUGGCUGUUUACUGCGCAUUCUUUUUCUUGUACAGAGGAUUCAAUGGAGAUCAAAUCACCAUCUUGACAUACUACAAAGGCCAAGAAGAUUUGAUCAAACAGAAAAUCAAACAAGUUUGGGAAACCAAAAAGAACAAUCAGGAAUUUUCUGUUUUCGAUCCUUUCUUGAGAUACGAAGAUGGAGAAGAAAUCAACACACCAAACAUUGUUGUGAAAUGUGUGGAUAAUUUCCAAGGAGAAGAAAACGAAGUCAUAAUUCUUUCUCUUACGAAAUCUUCAUCCAACUCUUUCAUUGAGAACAAAUCGAGAAUUUAUGUUUCUCUCUCAAGAGCAAGAAGUUAUUUGGUCGUUUUAGGAAACAAUGAUUUGUUUGAUGAAACUAAAACGAAACAGAAAACAUGGCCAGAAAUUUACAAAUUCCUCAACGCGAAAUACAAUGAUUUUGGAAAAGGAAUUGCUGUAAAAUACUUGUUGGAUUCGAAUGAAACUCUUUUGUUAUCGAAAUUCGACGAUUUGUGGAAAUACAAAUUUGAUAUCGAAAGCAAAGACUAUAAAUGCAAAGAGAAACUAUCUUGCGGUCACGAUUGUCCACUUAAAGUAGGACACUCCAUUUUAGCACACAACAAAAUCAUUUGUUGCGAAACAUGUUUGCAUCAAUGCGAAUUUUGUGGCGCUAGAUGCAAAGAGAAAUGUCACGGCUGUCAGCAUAUUUGCCACAAUAUGUUGGAAUAUGAUCAACUACCAUGCGGACAUGUGAACUCAUUUGAGUGCAACAUGAUUCAUUACCACAAAGAACUGUUGUAUUGCAAAUUACCAUGUGGAAUCAACUGCGCAAAACACAACAAACCAUGCAGAUUGCCAUGUGGACAUAAUCAUCAUCAAAAUAAUGAUGAUAGUAAUACAUUUAUUCCAUGCCACUUUUGUGAUACUAUUGAUACAAAAACUUGUGAAUUUUGCAAUAAUGAAGUUCGUGCAAUAUGUGGUGAAGAUUUCAGAUGCAUGUCAAGAUGUCCAAUCAUUUUAGAAUGCGGGCACCAGUGCUCAGGAAAAUGCUACGAAUGUCGAAUGCACGGACAUCCACCAUGCAAUGAAAAAUGCGGAUUUGAAUAUCCUUGCGGUCACAAGUGCAUGCUGCUCUGUGUUGACAGGAAAGAUCAUGACCACGAAAAAUGCCCAGUAUGUGAAAAUGAAAAGGAAAAUGCCAUGAAAUUCAAAGAAAUUGAACCUCCAAAUAAAACUCAAAACAACACAAAUAAGCUGGUUUUCAGCAAUGCAGAAGAAGAGUUCCCUUCAUUGGACAAAAUAGAUCAAUAUCUAAAGAAAAAGAAAUCACAAAAGAAUGUAACAAUUCCAGUCAAAACAGAACAAAAAGAUGAAGUCAAAAAUGAUCAGAAAAGUGACCCAAAGAAUCAAUUCAUGCCAUACAUUCCGAAUAAUGAUAUUACUAAAACAGAAACUCAUAUUGACAAAGAAGUUUCUGACAAAUCGCAAAAAAUGAAUCCAAUUCCAGUAGAACAAUUUGUUUCGAUUGAACAACCAAAGAAGGAAGAAACACCAAAAGAAAUUCCACCAAACACGAAUGAGGAAAUUCCAAUGAAUUUCGUUAAUUUUUCUGAGUUGAAAGAAUGUCCAAACAAAUGUCCGAAAUGUGCAGCAAAAUGCAUUUGCCCUGAAGGAGAAAUUUGCGUUUUUAAUUGCGAACACAACAGGACUAGAGCAAAACCACAAGAACUCCAUAAAAAUGAGUUUUAUUUCUGUUUCAAGACAUGCAAUCAUUUCUUCAAAUUGAAGAAGAUCGAAAAGGAUCUUGAGGCCCACAUGAAGAGGGUGACAAACAAAGAUUGGAAAGAAGGCGAAAAGGUUCAUCAUUUCGAAGAAUUCAAGUGUCCAAACAAAAAGUGCUCGGAUGGGAAAAUUUCGGAAAAUUCUAUAGUUUUCCAGGGUUACAACGAGCUUCUCAAGAAAUAUUCUGAUUUUAAAGAGAAAUUAGAAGGAAAAAAGCAAACUGACUCUUCAGUUCCUCCUUAUAUAUGCCCAGGAUGCCACCAAUUUCGUGCUGCCAAGAGAUGCAUCAAAUGCAGGAAGAGCUAUGAAUUUGAUUGA